Messenger RNA from Symbiodinium natans, 534 nucleotides. The record is from the annotation of a GenBank genome assembly. Lineage: Eukaryota; Dinophyceae; Suessiales; Symbiodiniaceae.
AUGCGCAUCCAGACGCCGAGCGCAGUAUCGGCCGAGAGCUGCGUGCUGCCACCCAACGAGGUCCCUGUUGAGCUGCGGCCGACCCCUGCGGAGCGCGCUCUGCCCUGGUUUCCGGGCGUGGGCCGCCUCCGGCGGCAAAGGCGGCAGCUGCGCCGACAGAUGGCGGAGGCCGCAGCACUGGAGCCGACAGCUGUGCUGCCGAGCCCGUCGCCUUCGACGGCCCCAUCGACGGCCAGCUCGGCGCAUCCGGGUCCAUCGGCCGGCUUGCGGAAGUUCCCGCGAAAGGCGGUCCAGGACGCCUGGCCAGGCCCCCCGCUCGAGCCGCCCAAGCCCAGUGUGGCCGCCCACCAGGCCAUCGAGAGCAAGGCCCUGUCGGCGCGGGAGUUCCUGCGAUACGGGAAGCGAAGUCGCUGGGAGAGGACCAAAGACGUCUCGAACAUGUCGAAGUUCGCUCACGGCUACACCAUGCUCUGGCGCGUCAACUUCUUCGCCAAGCGCGGGAGCAAAAGGAGCAUGGAGGGGGCGGCCGGAUGA